Anisakis simplex (herring worm) is the source of this 1302-nucleotide messenger RNA. The record is from the annotation of a GenBank genome assembly. Lineage: Eukaryota; Metazoa; Nematoda; Chromadorea; Rhabditida; Anisakidae.
UUCUACCGUCAAAGCCAGCAGCUGAUCCUCCAGAAAAUGAUACCCAUCUCAAAAGUGCCUCGUCAAUCAGUGUCCAGCUCUCUGAUGGAGCGUAAGAAGCGAGAUCGUGAAAAAGAGCGUUCAAGACUAUCUGCAAAACGCAAUAUUCCACCGGAUGCAAAAGAGCGUUACGGUGUAAAAUUCCAGACAAAGAUUUGUGAACUGAUGUUAAGCGAUGAUCCGACAGCAUUAGAGCAACUGCAAGCAAUGCACGCUGAAUUGUUAGCCUAUUAUGAAGAGCAUAAUUUGACGGAGAUGUGGCUCUCUGAUGAUGAGAAUGAAGGCAAACAAAUGAAGGCUCCAAUAUCCAAGAAAAUGCAUCACGACGUGAAAGUAAUACAAUUUUUAAAUGGAAUAUUCACCAAUAAUUCAAAUUUCCUUGUUUCAGAACAGAGACCAAUAAGCUUAUCAAGGCUCAAAUCAACAUCAUUAACAUCAUCGUCCGUUGAAGAAAAAGAUAAAUUAAAGAACAAAAAUGUCAAUUCAUUAUCUAUACCGAAUAUUCUGUAUUUUUUUAUAUCGGCCACGUCCACACCAAGCUCAGCGACGACGCCAGUCUCGCAAGGCAGUAGUCAAUCGUCCUCUACAGUAACGUCACAAUCGCAGUCUGCCAUAACCCCAACCCAAAUAACGAUCUCUUCAAUAAUACCACAAAUGGAUCUAAGUGAAGAGUCUGAAGACGAUACCGUCAAAAAGCCGAUUAUUCCAACCAAUAAUAAAACGUUUAAGUUAUGCGAUGUGUGCAGUAACUCGUCGAGUAUGCCUACAAACACUCUGUUAGAGUGUGAGGACUGUGGCAAGGGUAUCCAUCAGAAGUGCAAUCGACCCGAAAUAACUGCCGCACAAGCCAGAGAUCCACGAUUCUUGUUCGUUUGUUGUAACUGUAAGGAUCGCGAUAUUAAGGUUCGUUUCUUUAUUUUUGCUGAGAAAAGUGGUUCGAAUAAUGCAGCAUCUGCAUCGACAAUUCCUUCGACGACAACAAAACCAUCGACUUCGGUCGGCUCAUUGAAGAAGGAAGAUAAAACAACAACAGCGGCAACAAUUCAGAAGCAAACAAACGAUCUGUCAACAGCUUGGGCGACUUUUGCAGCCAAAAAAAAAAAACCGAUCAGCAGUCAAAAUAUCGGCAAUAGCAGUGCUUCAUCAUCGGUCACGUCCACAACCAGCACAACCUUCGGAACGCGUGUUGUGGCAAUGGGAACGUCGAACACAAAAAGCAUUCCGUCAUUUAUUAAUAACAACAAUAAUAAAGAUAAAAAGUGA